Messenger RNA from Fonsecaea erecta, 600 nucleotides. RefSeq lists its product as hypothetical. NCBI's taxonomy places the organism in Eukaryota, Fungi, Ascomycota, Eurotiomycetes, Chaetothyriales, Herpotrichiellaceae. The record is from RefSeq and is a predicted model, not a curated record. The transcript has 4 exons. The coding region runs from base 1 to 600 and encodes 199 amino acids. Gene Ontology annotation, cellular component: nucleus; CHRAC. Gene Ontology annotation, molecular function: protein heterodimerization activity.
AUGCCUUACAACAAUGCCCCCAUCGAACCACCAGAAGAGAUCACUGGCUCAAGCGCUCUUCCCCUCGCACGCGUCAAGAAGAUCAUUGCCCAGGAUGAAGACAUCGCGCAGUGCUCGAACCCGGCGGCUUUCGCCAUAUCGGUCGCAACCGAGAUAUUCAUCCGCUAUUUGACGGAACAAGCACACAACGUGGUCAAGUCGGAACGGAAACCUCGGAGGAACAUCGCCUACAAGGACAUAGCCACGGCCGUUUCCAGGGUCGACAACCUCGAGUUCCUGUCCGACACGGUGCCCAAGACCAAGACGUACCGACAGUUCAAGGAGGAGAAGGCGCGCGAGGCCGCCGCCAACGCCGCCGCCUCCUCCAUCGGACCGACCGCCAACGGAGUCAACGGCGACGGUGGUGAAAACGGUGUCUCGAUCCAGACCAUCAUGAAGAACGGGCACCAUCAGAACGGCCUCGUCAACGGCGACGGCGCGGUAAUAAACGGUGCUGCUACACCCGACAGAACCGGUGGCGCUCACCGUCCUUCGUCUAGCCACCACUCGCGCAACCACAGCCACCCCGACCCUGUUAGGGAUAUUGAGAUGACUGGUUGA